ACCCCCUCACUUAGUAUUAAUUUGUCGACCACGAACCCAGAAAGAAUCAAAUAUAUGCCUAUAACACUGUUACUACCCUGAAAAAAAAGACACACAAAUAGUUUGAAAAUACUAAACUAUACUUAUGGCGAUUCGAUCUAGGGUUUGAUAUGCUUUGGUUCAGUGCUGUUGAGAGGCGGAAGAUUGGUCUUUCGUGUGCUCUGGUUACGUUUGGAUCUCGGAGAUGGAUCGGAAAUCUGUCUUCGAUUUGGUCUGGGUUCACUCGGGACUUACGGGAUCUCUUUCUCUAUGGUGGGGAUCGAGUUGGAUCGAAUCUUAUCGGGCUGAUUGAGGAUUCGAUACGGUACGGGUGGAUUGAGGAUUUGUAUCGGGUUGGUUUUAUUGAGGUUGAUUCGAUUCGGGUUGAUUGCGAGUGCGAUAGGAUUUGCUUCCGGAUUGCAUGGCGAUUGAUUUUGCUUGUUAUACAUUGUCGAGAUUUUCAUAUCAUGUUGAUUGAGGCUCCACCUGAAUAUACUAUCGGGAGGAUUCAUUGGUAUGUUAAUUAUGGUAUGAGAUCAAUUCUCUUUCCUUGGUUUGUCAGAUGGGUAUCUCGUUACGAUCUUGUAUUGGUGAUUCUGGAAUGUUUUGUGAUGUUCUCUGAGAUAUCAAUUUCGGACAGAUUUUGUCUAUCCCUUGACAAUGGGUGUUUUGUUCAAGUGGUAUUUAUCCGCGAGCUCAGUUUGAUAGGGUGGUUUUAUAACUGCUGGAUCAUUCUUUCUUCAGUGGGCGAUUUGUCUGAUUUUCUGAGAGAAUUGUGUCUUGCGGUGUCGUGUUUUUCAGACCUCAAGGAGUUUUGGUUGUGUCGUUGGUGGUCUAUCAUGUCUCAGUUAGCACUCAACAAAGGCAAAGCUCCGUUGGUCCGUACGGAGACAGUGAGGAUCGCUAAUUCGGUUUUGGCUCAGAGAAUACAACAAUUCUCACUGACUCUUAUUGGGCGUUUGAUGAAUCCAAGUGUUCAGCAAAUGGAGUCUUUGGUGGCUAAUCUACCGAAGAUUUGGAAGCUGGAGGACAAGGUGGUAGGAGCAGACUUGGGUCAGGGCUUAUUUCAGUUUAAUUUUGAGGCUGAAGAGGAACUGCAGGCGGUGCUGAUGAACGGUCCAUACCAUUUUGAUGGGUGGAUGCUCGCGUUGGUGAAAUGGGAGCCUAUCAUAUCAUCUACUUAUCCCUCCGCAAUCAACUUUUGGGUUAAGGUAACGGGUAUUCCCAUGCAUCUUUGGGAAGAAGCGACUUUGAGAGCAAUAGGUAAGAAGGUGGGUAUUCUCAGGGAGAUUGAUGAGGAGACUGGAAGUUUCUGUGUGACUGUUAAUGGCUUUAAUCCUCUCCUUUUCAAGAUGGUUGUUCCCUUUGAGUUUGGAGAUGAGGUUAUUGUCUCCCUUGAGUAUGAGAAGCUGACAGGUUUUUGUGAGCAUUGUUCUCGUCUAACUCAUGAUGUGCGUGAGUGCCCAGAAUUGAAGAAGGGAGCGGGGGAGCAGGUCGCGGAACAGCAAGUGGAUAAACGGUUUGUUCUGAAACAUCAUCUUCAGGGUAAGCAAGGGGGAUUCAAAAGUGAAGGUGGUUGGGAGAAACCAAGGAAGCAUGUUAAGAGGGCUUUGGAUUUCCAGGGUCACGAGGGUAUGCACGGAGAUGGGGGUGCUUAUGGUUCCCGAUAUCAAGAAAGGUUCCAAGGUUCAACGUGGGGACAGAAAAAACAGUUUACAGCUGUGGAGUCUAGUGGCUCUGGUGGACAGAGAGGUUCGCAGAUGCUAAGUGGUGAGUUAGAGGGACAGGUUCCUUCCUUCAAUCUGAAUCGAAAGGGUAUGGGACCUGUGUGGCCAAAACCGUUGUAUAAGGUCAAACAGGGGAGCGCGGUGAAACAGAAUGCUGUUGCAAAGAGAUCCCAAGAGGAAGAGGAUGCGGUUGGGAGAGGUUCCACUUCUCAGGCUGUUACGGUUGCUCCGGAAGAGACUCUCACCGGAUUGGUCAAGGAGGGAGAGGAGACUGGCUUUAUGGAGGAGAAUGAUGACUUGUUGGAGGAGGGAGAAUAUCCCGAAGGUGAUGAUGCGGUUAUACCUGAUACUGAGUUGGGUAAGGAGGACGACACUCUCACCGAGCAGGGUACGGAUUCACAGUCGGAUAUGACUGGUGAUUCACAAGGUGCAGGAAAAAAACAGAAGAGUCAGGGGAGGCAAGAUAUUCCCUUGAGAGGUAAACCAGCGGAUGGUAGUCGUCAAGUCAAGAAAGGGACGGUGGCUCUCCCGAAACCACCGGCGCACACGUGAAGAUCCUGAGUUGGAACUGUCAGGGCAUUGGGGUUGAUCUGACAGAGAAGUAUUUGGGUGAUUUAUGGAAGCAACAUCGACCAGACAUUUUAUUUUUAUCAGAAACUAAGAAAUGUUUUUCUUAUUUGCAAAAGUUUCAGAAUAAGUUUGGUUUUAAUAAUUUGUAUACUGUUGAACCCUGCGGGACAAGUGGUGGUUUAGCAUUAUUUUACAAAGAUGAAAUAAAACUCUCAGUUCUUUAU
Messenger RNA from Camelina sativa (false flax), 2539 nucleotides. RefSeq lists its product as uncharacterized. The record is from RefSeq and is a predicted model, not a curated record. Lineage: Eukaryota; Viridiplantae; Streptophyta; Magnoliopsida; Brassicales; Brassicaceae.